This is a messenger RNA of Mytilus trossulus (common blue mussel), 3111 nucleotides long. Its product is annotated as histone acetyltransferase KAT7-like. The record is from RefSeq and is a predicted model, not a curated record. The transcript has 13 exons. Gene Ontology annotation, molecular function: histone acetyltransferase activity; transcription coregulator activity; zinc ion binding. Bases 139 to 1992 code for a protein of 617 amino acids. Gene Ontology annotation, cellular component: nucleus; chromatin. Lineage: Eukaryota; Metazoa; Mollusca; Bivalvia; Mytilida; Mytilidae. Gene Ontology annotation, biological process: negative regulation of DNA-templated transcription; positive regulation of transcription by RNA polymerase II.
UCACAUAUUAGUACAGCAACUCCAAUUUAUAUUAUUGGUUUUAAGAUAGAUUAUAUAGAACCGGAAGUAAAUUUUAGCGGCCGAACAGUUUUGGAUUGUUUAUGUUUUGAAACAUUCGAUGUUUUCCCCAAAAAGAAAAUGCCAAAGCGUAAGCAUACAAAAGAGGUGACCGAAGAAGCUGAAAGUGAACCAAGUGAUUCUGAGAGUGAGCAUUCAGAACCAACAUCAAGAGUUACAAGAAGAUCAGCACCAGAUUUGAAGACAUUCACAGAGUUGACACCAGUCAAGAAAAGAAAGAGACUUGAUACCUCAACAUCUGAAUCAGAAUCAGAAGUACAAACUUUGUCACCAAAAAGAAAAAAAGCGAAAGGAAAACAAAAAUCUCAAAGCCCAGAAAAAGAAAUAAAAUCUGCUAAACAAACACUUGAUAGUGAUGUGAAGGUAGAAAAAGUGAACAAAAGUGGCAAACAAAAUAAAAACAAUGUUGGUAAAUCUGAACGUGGGGGUAAAGGUGAAAAACUUGGAAAGGGAAAACACCACUCUAAAUCCAGUAAAGGGAAACAGAGUGGUAAACAUGGAGAUAAAAAACGUACAAUUGAAAUGACAGCAGAAGAUGGGUUUCUGUCAAUAUGGACUGAGAAAAGACCUACGCCAUCGUUAGAUUACAAUGAAAGUAAUGCAAAAUGUCCCUUACCCGGCUGUGACUCUGCAGGUCACUUAACAGGAAGGCAUGAUAGGCAUAGAACAUUAGCCUCUUGUCCGCUUUAUCACAACACAACAGCAGAUGAGUGUAAAGGUCGAUAUGAAGAAAGACAGAAGAAUAUUUUAGACAGAGUUAAAAUUGUGGAAUCCUUGCAAGAUAAACGAGAUUUUAGAAGGAAGGUUCAAACAGAUGAACAGAAAGUCAAAGUGAUCAAAAUUAGAGGGAUGAGACAAAAGUUUAGAGAUAUACCAGAAGAUAUCAAAGUUGAACACAGAAAAUACAAGGACACGUAUGAGAGAGCUAGAGAACCAUUGCUACAGGGCCUAGCAUCAGAGUUUGAUCUCAAGUUGUUUAGGGAAGCUCAGGCAAAGGCCUGUGAAGUACUGGAACAUGAAAUUACACAACACUAUACUAAAAGUGAUCUCUCAGAAUACAGAAUAAAGAAGUUAGAGAUUGGAAGGUUUGAAAUGACCACAUGGUAUGCUAGUCCUUACCCAGAGGAAUAUGCUCGACUGCCUAAAAUAUAUCUAUGUGAAUUUUGUCUCAAAUAUAUGAAAACGGCCACAAUUCUUAGGCGACAUAUGGCUAAAUGUGUGUGGAGACAUCCGCCAGGAGAUGAGAUUUAUCGUAAAAAUAAUAUGUCUAUGUUUGAAGUUGAUGGUAAAAGGAAUAAGGUGUAUUGUCAGAAUUUAUGUUUAUUAGCAAAGCUGUUUUUAGACCAUAAAACAUUAUAUUUUGAUGUAGAACCAUUCUUGUUUUAUGUGAUGACAGAAAAUGAUUCACAUGGCUGUCACAUUGUUGGCUAUUUUUCUAAGGAGAAGAAUUCUUUUCUUAACUACAAUGUAUCUUGUAUAUUAACCUUACCACAAUACAUGAGACAAGGCUUUGGAAAAAUGUUAAUAGAUUUUAGUUAUUUAUUGAGUAAAACAGAAAACAAAGUAGGAUCACCUGAAAGACCUUUGUCUGACCUUGGUCUUCUUAGUUACCGUAGUUACUGGAAGGAUACAUUAUUAGGAUAUAUCCACAAGUACAAAGGAAGUGAAAUUUGUAUCAAAGAUAUCAGCACAGAAACAGCCAUAAAUGCCAAUGAUAUUGUCAGUACUCUUCAGGCUUUAGGCAUGUUAAAAUACUGGAAGGGAAAACAUCUAAUUUUACGGAGACAGGAUCUUAUUGAUAGUUUCAUCGAGAAGAAAGUGAAACGUCCAACUGACUUUAAAACAAUUGAUGCAGCAUGUUUAAAAUGGACACCACAUGCAAAGAGACAACAGCAGCCUCAAACAGCACCCUAAAAUAUAGUUUUAUGUGAUAGAUUCAAUCCCAGUAGUUGAUCAUCAAUAAUGAAUGAAUGCUUUGAUUCUGUUCCUCCUAGAAAUGGACCAUGUUAGCAUUAUGGAACUAUAGAAGUUUGAUGAAAAAUCUCAGCGUUUUGAUGUUUUAGCAGAGGAACCGAAGGACUGAAGAGAAUAUUUUUAUUUGUUUUUAACAUCUUAUUUAAAUCCACUCUUCUAAGCAAAACAUUGCUAAGUAUGCUAGCAUAUGUCAUACAUACCUCACUUUAAUGGAUAUGUCUAUAGGGAAGAUGGAGAGACUAUUUUAUGUAUUGAAAAGAAGUAAAUUCAUCAUAAUCAAAUUGUUUAGGGUAGAAUGAUCAAAAUAUAUUGGUUAAAAUUACAAAAUACUGAAGUUAUACCAAAACAUUAAGAUUUAUUUUGGUUAUUUAUCAAUAAUGCUGUUUAGAACAAAAACCGUAACAAAUUAAAUAAUUUUGAUUUAGUUGAACACCAUAAUACACACCUAUGACUGGACUGCUAAUAUUUGGGGAACUAAAAAUUCAUAUAUCUAUUUUUCAAAGUAAAAAAUGGGAUUGUCAGAUAUUUUGACAUUAUGUAAAAUUUGCACAUUUGGGUAAUAACUUUUAAUUCUUGAACAUCUUUUUUUAUAAUUUUUACUAAAAGUGGUUUGUGUCUGGAUAAACUUUAUCUUUUCAGUCUCUGGGAAAUCUCAGAAUCUAAAACUUAUUAUUCUGUUCUGUUUUGUUUUAAUUGCUUUAAAUUAUUGUUGAUUUUUAAAAAACUUCAAAUAUUGAUUGUUUCUUUAAAUUUUUAUUAUGUUGUAAAUUUCAUGUGUUGGAGUACAUGAUUAUAUGAAUGUGUCUGGGGUGAAAGGUACUAGCCAAUAGUUAAUAUUUAGUAGAAAACUUAAUAUUCAACUAUAUGUUUUUUUGUGUUAGGGAAUUUUAAGGAUCAAACACUGUUUUUUAAUGAAUAAAUUGCAUACAAACGUUAAAAAAAUAAAUAAUGGAUUCUUUAUCCAAUCUUGCAAAUUCCAACCUCGAUUUAUAUAUACAAUAUCAUGCAUUUCUACAGAGCACACAAUUUAUGUCAAUAAAUAUCCAAUCUAUUUAAAAA